AUGGGAGAACAAAUUGAUGCUCAAAUUGAUGCAGUAGUGCACAUCGAAAACUCAGUCUACUUGCGCUCCAAGUCUAUUACAAAUGACCAGCUCAGUCUCAAGCAUUUCCUGGACUACGCCAUCUCGCUUCUUUGCUUUCCGAAAUUCGUUGACCAAGACUACGAGCUCCAGAUCAAGCAGAACAACACAGGCAUCUUCUACGGCAUUGUCACAUUUGCUGAUUCUCAAGUUGCGCAAAUGCUUAUCGAAGAUCAUCCAAUUUGCUUCAAGGAAGACCACAUUUUCAUCACUUCGGCAUAUCUUCAGCCUCGCCGAAACAUUUCCUCCUGGAAGCAGAACAACGCGAAGCGAACUUCCCCUCCUCGAGUUUCUUCUUACAAUUCCUCGCACAACCGUCAGUCGCGACUAAUGCCCAGCUCUUAUCCCGCUCCAAUUUCUCCACCAACGCCGACUCGUGCCCAACCAAAGCCGAUUUCUCCGCCAUCUUCCGCCGCAAGCUCCUGGCAAAUGCCCAAGCCUCGCUUCGCUGACAAUCUAAGCGAUCUUUCCCGCCGCUUGGACCAAAUCAAGCUCGACCAAUUUGCGCCAAAAAUCGAAGUCCACCGCAAACCAGAUCUUUUCGAUUCCGGCAACUCAUCACCGGAUGAUUUUUCUUUCAAUUCUUUCGCCCGCUCCAAGCCUCACCGACGAGAUGACCAGAUCUUUUCUUUCCGAUCGCAGAUGGAGCCCGAACUUUCAUACCCCUUCGGAUCGGCUCGCCUUCACUUUCCAAACCCGAAUCUUCUCUCCUUCUCCCGAUCUUCAUCCUUCAACGACGAGGACGAAUCUUUCGAUCGCCUAUUUGCUCCACCAGCGGAGAGCCUAACCCUUUUUAACUAA
This is a messenger RNA of Oikopleura dioica, 879 nucleotides long. NCBI's taxonomy places the organism in Eukaryota, Metazoa, Chordata, Appendicularia, Copelata, Oikopleuridae. The record is from the annotation of a GenBank genome assembly.